AGGGGCUGGACUAGAAGACCUCCAAGGUCCCUUCUAUUCUAUUCUAUUCUAUUCUAUUCUAUCCUAUUCUAUUCUAUUCACUUCUGUGCAAGCGACCCCGCUUUCAAGGCAGCGAACGCGCACGCGCAAACGGGAACUGAACGGGACGGGCUCUUCCCCAGGCCGACUCCGCCCCUGACUGAUACCGCCCCGAGAAAGCCAAGAAGGGCGUGGUGAAUCGGCGACUGCUUCUCCCAUUGGGCAGUUUAUAACUAGAAGGAGGGGCCAGGAUGGCGGGAAAUACGGACCUGGAACGCGGAAGCCUCUUUUCAGAGUUCCCGGAACUUGAGAGCCUUACCUGGAGGAAGAGGAGGCUGGAUAUUUCAUGUCAUCUGAAGGCAGAAAAUGAAGCGGAAAGGCGGAAGCUGUACUGGGAAACAGCAGGAGUCUUGUGACGUCUGGCUGGAUCCUUCAGCGCUCAAAAGACGCAAGAAUGUUGUCACUAAGUCAGCCUUAACUCUCCUGGGUCAGUACUCUCAUUCUGCUUCAGUAAAUGGGCUUCAUCCAGGCACUAAACAAACCACUAUUUCUACUUUCUUCACUGCUCAGAAAGCAGGGGAAAAGAACACAGACCAAAACAAAGAGUUGGUGACUUCGGCGUCAAACAACAUUGUCCACCUAGAAGGCUCUGAACUGCUUAGAGGGAAAAGGACCACAGCCCCGGCUUCUGUCCUUCAACCAUCAGGCCUGCAAGACUGCCAAACACAAUCUGCAAAGCCGCCAAACGCCUCCCGUCUUUUCCUUGGCCGUUCUCUCCCUGCUCAAGCCCGGAGCCAGACCAGCACCCUCCGAGUUGCUAGGGAGGAAGACGCCGUAACGGACGGGGAGGCCUGUCUAACUACAGAUCUCAUUCAGCACCUGGGAGUAAAGGGGGGCCUUCAGCCGCCAGGGGUCCCUGUGUCCCCUCUGAAAGAGAAGAACGGUGGCUGGCAAAGAGAAGAGAGACCCGCUUUGUUCUCUCGGAGAAGCCCAAGUUUUAAAAUAAUCCCGAACCAAAGAAGGACUGCAGGGAAACGGCGCAGACCCCUCUCCUCUAGGGCAGGCGUUACCUUUGUGGACGACUCUGACUCUGAAAAUAUGGAUCCUGACCCGGAAGAAAACCUAGCGGGAGCGGCACAUUUGAGGGAUUUCAACCAAACCACAUCUGGAUUCUGUAGAAACUAUUCGGAUGCCGUUAGCUAUGAGAACAGCUCCCUAGCUUCAACGCAGCGGCUGUUCACACAGGACUCCGAGGGCUACAGAGUAAUUUCGCACCGCUAUGGAGAAGAAAGCAAACGGUCCUCACCAAAGGAGCUCAUGUGGGGCAAAAGGACCCCCGUAAGAAGCUCCUUCAAUAAUAAGAGCUGCUUUAGAGAUGGUUGGGCUGGAGACAGUAGCCCCCCUGGGUCCCUGGGCAGGAGCUUUUCUCCUCUGGCAGAACGGAGUGAAAAGUCAUGUUAUGACUUGCUAUUCACAGAGGAUUCAGAAGGCAAUAAAGUCAUUAAACACUAAA
Crotalus tigris (Tiger rattlesnake) is the source of this 1531-nucleotide messenger RNA. Its product is annotated as aurora kinase A and ninein-interacting protein-like. Lineage: Eukaryota; Metazoa; Chordata; Lepidosauria; Squamata; Viperidae. Gene Ontology annotation, biological process: spindle organization. The coding region runs from base 385 to 1530 and encodes 381 amino acids. The transcript has 4 exons. The record is from RefSeq and is a predicted model, not a curated record. Gene Ontology annotation, cellular component: centrosome; spindle pole.